GCAGAUCUUCCCUUCGGUGACCAUCCUCAUGACUGGGGUCGCCGGUUUCGAUGAGUUUUAUUGCCAAAUAUGACUGCUACAAAGUGGAGACGAUAUCAGAGUCGUGCUUGGUUGUUAGUGGUUUGCCGGUAGAAAAUCACGGUGAUCACGUGCAUAUUAUCGCUAGCCUGGUGCUAGAAAUGCGGACCGAGUUCGAGCGAGGAUUUCCGGAAGGUCUCCACCUGAAAGCAGGAAUACAUAGCGGUCCUUGUGCUGCUGGUGUUGUGGGCACCGCUCGACCGCGUUAUUGUGUAUUUGGUGAUUCUGUAAAUGUCACCUCGCGGUUGGCGUACUCCAGUAAAGCAAACAAAAUCCAUAUUAGUAACGCUGCGGAAGAGCUUCUUGGAUUUGACCCCAGUUUUAAAGUCACUCGGCGUGGUAUGACUUACUUGAAAGGAAUUGGAUCGGUAAUGACCUUUUGGCUGGAGGCUUAAUGAAGACCAUGGAUUUU
Paramacrobiotus metropolitanus is the source of this 490-nucleotide messenger RNA. Its product is annotated as guanylate cyclase 32E-like. Bases 51 to 473 code for a protein of 140 amino acids. Gene Ontology annotation, biological process: cGMP biosynthetic process; intracellular signal transduction; receptor guanylyl cyclase signaling pathway. The record is from RefSeq and is a predicted model, not a curated record. The transcript has 6 exons. Lineage: Eukaryota; Metazoa; Tardigrada; Eutardigrada; Parachela; Macrobiotidae. Gene Ontology annotation, molecular function: guanylate cyclase activity; peptide receptor activity.